AAUGACGAAAGGCCAUCAAGGUCAUUUGAAUGGUGUCAAGAUGGCGUUGAGAAUUCUGGUGGGAUGCAAGCGAGUGAUAGACUACGCUGUCAAGGUUCGUGUGAAGCCAGAUAAGAUGGGCGUGGUGACGGAGGGUGUGAAGCACAGCAUGAACCCCUUUGAUGAGAUAGCAGUUGAGGAAGCAGUGAGGAUGAAGGAGAAGAAGUUAGCCAGCGAGAUCAUAGCUGUAUCUUGUGGACCUCAGCAAUGUCAGGAGACACUUAGGACAGCUCUAGCCAUGGGGCUGGACAGGGGCAUACAUGUGGAGAUCAGUGGCAAGGAUUACGAGACUUUACAGCCAUUCCAUGUGUCUAAAAUACUGGCCAAGAUAGCGGAAGAAGAGAAAGUGGAUAUUAUCUUCUUAGGAAAACAGGCUAUUGAUGACGACUGCAAUCAGACAGGACAGAUGACAGCAGCACUAUUAGACUGGCCACAGGCAACUUUUGCAUCGAAAAUAGAAAAAAAUAAUGGCGAUCUAAUGGUUACCAGGGAAAUAGAUGGGGGUCUGGAGACCAUCAAUGUAAAGCUUCCCUGUGUAAUUACCUCUGAUCUACGCCUCAAUGAACCAAGAUAUGCAACUCUUCCAAAUAUUAUGAAAGCCAAGAAGAAACCAAUAGCCAAAAAAUCCCCGGCAGAUCUUGGGGUGGACGUCUCACCCCGGCAGGAGGUGUUAAGUGUAGAGGACCCCCCAGUAAGAGAGGCUGGGUCCAUAGUACAAGAUGUAGAUGAAUUGGUGAGCAAGCUAAAGGCAGCAGGAGUAGUCUAGGUUCAAUGGGUAA
Messenger RNA from Lingula anatina, 818 nucleotides. Its product is annotated as electron transfer flavoprotein subunit beta-like. NCBI's taxonomy places the organism in Eukaryota, Metazoa, Brachiopoda, Lingulata, Lingulida, Lingulidae. The record is from RefSeq and is a predicted model, not a curated record. Gene Ontology annotation, molecular function: electron transfer activity. Gene Ontology annotation, biological process: fatty acid beta-oxidation using acyl-CoA dehydrogenase; amino acid catabolic process. Gene Ontology annotation, cellular component: mitochondrion.